Messenger RNA from Candoia aspera, 2632 nucleotides. Its product is annotated as zinc finger protein 345-like. Gene Ontology annotation, cellular component: nucleus. The transcript is spliced from 2 exons. Gene Ontology annotation, molecular function: RNA polymerase II cis-regulatory region sequence-specific DNA binding; DNA-binding transcription activator activity, RNA polymerase II-specific. NCBI's taxonomy places the organism in Eukaryota, Metazoa, Chordata, Lepidosauria, Squamata, Candoiidae. Bases 110 to 2443 code for a protein of 777 amino acids. The record is from RefSeq and is a predicted model, not a curated record. Gene Ontology annotation, biological process: regulation of transcription by RNA polymerase II.
GAUACUGUUGAAAGAAGAGAUGCAACAAUAAUGCUUGAUCCCUUUUGCACCUCAGCUGGUGUCAAGUUUUCCUUCUUUCUUUUUCUUGCAAGCAGGUGAUAGAUGGGAGAUGGAGGAUUCCGGCCAAGAGGCGGCAGCACCUUUGCCAACAGCCGGAAAGGAGGUUGCGGAAAGGAUGUUUGGAAAGCAAAGUCCUGAGGAAAACCAGUUAAAGGAGGAACUGGGGAAAUGCUGUACUUUACCGUGUGCAGAUAUCAAUGUCUUCUUGGCCAGAGAGGAUCACCAAGAAAAAGGAGCGUGUCCAGGGUGCGGAAAAAUACUCAGAGAGGAAUCGGGAUUAUGCGACUGUUGCAGAAGCCACUCUGCAGAGAAACAAACUGAAAGCGGGAAAUGCUCCAGAAGGACCUUUCCUCUUACUUUACGUCAGGGGCUACAAGAAGGAGGGAAACCGUAUAAAUGCACAGAGUGUGCAGAAGGCUUCAGUACAAGUGGUUCCCUUACAUCGCAUAAAAAGAUUCACAAAGCAGGGGAGCCAUACAAAUGCCUGGAAUGUGGGAAGAACUUCAGUCAGAUAAGUCACUUUAACUCACAUAGGAGGGUCCACAAAGGGAAGGAGCAAUAUCAGUGCAUCAAGUGUGGAAAGAGCUUCAGAAGCAGUGGCUCCCUUAUUUCCCAUCAAAGCAUCCACAGCGAGGCGAAGUUAUCUCCAUGCAGGGAGGGUAGAAAGAGGCUUACUCAGAGCAAUGGACUGAAUUCCCAGAAAAAAAGCCACACUGGGAAUAAAUCAUGUAAGUGCCUGGAGUGUGGAAAGAGCUUCAAACAUGCAAGUGACCUAACUUACCAUAAUAGGAUCCAUACUGGGGAAAAGCCAUAUCAAUGUACGGUAUGUGGAAAGAGCUUCAGUCAAAAACGUGAUUUCAAUUUGCAUAAGAGGAUCCACACAGGAGAGAAGCCAUAUAAAUGCACAGAGUGUGGAAAGUGCUUCAGGACGCCUGGUUCCCUUACUUGCCAUAAGAGGAUUCACACGGGGGAGAAACCAUAUGAAUGCCUGGAGUGUGGAAAGAGCUUUAGUAGAAGCAGUACCCUAACUUUCCAUACCAGGAUCCAUAAAGGGGAGAAACCAUAUGAAUGCCUGCAGUGUGGAAAAUGCUUCAGUCAAAAAGUUCAUCUUAAUUCACAUGAGAGGACCCACACAGCAGAAAAACCCUAUAAAUGCCCAGAGUGUGAGAAAUGCUUCAGUAAUGCACGUUACCUUAUUUCUCAUAACAGAAUUCACACGGGGGAGAAACCAUAUGAAUGCCUGGAGUGUGGAAAGAGCUUUAGUAGAAGCAGUACCCUAACUUUCCAUACCAGGAUGCACAAAGGGGAGAAACCAUAUAAAUGCCUGCAGUGUGGAAAAUGCUUCAGUCAAAAAGUUCAUCUUAAUUCACAUGAGAGGACCCACACAGGAGAAAAACCCUAUAAAUGCCCAGAGUGUGGGAAAUGCUUCAGUAAUGCACGUAACCUUAUUUUUCAUAACAGAAUUCACACAGGGGAGAAACCAUAUGAAUGCCUGGAAUGUGGAAAGAGCUUCAGGCACUCCAGUUCCUUUUUUUCCCAUAACAGAAUCCACACUGGGGAGAAACCAUAUAAAUGCAUGGAGUGUGGAAAGAACUUCCAUAAGAACAGUCACCUUACUUCCCAUCAAAGGAUUCACACUGGUGAGAAGCCAUAUCAAUGCAUGGAGUGUGGAAAGAGCUUCAGUCAAACAAGUCACCUUAAUAUCCAUAAAAGGAUCCACACGGGGGAAAAGCCCUAUAAAUGCACUGAGUGUGGAAAACACUUCACUGAAUCAGGUGCCCUCACUAAGCAUAAAAGGAUCCACACUGGGGAGAAACCAUAUGAAUGCACAGAAUGUGGAAAGUGCUUCAGUCAAAAAAAUCAUUAUACUGUACAUUACAGAAUCCACACUGGGGAGAAACCGUAUCAAUGCAUGGAGUGUGGAAAGAGCUUCAGUGACUCUCGUGAGCUUAUUUCCCAUAAAAGGAUCCACACCGGGGAGAAACCAUAUAAAUGUGCGGCGUGUGGAAAGAACUUUAGGAGAUGCAGUGACCUUACUUGCCACAAGCGGACCCACACGGGGGAGAAGCCGUAUCAGUGCGGUGAGUGUGGAAAGUGCUUUGGUCAUAAUAGUGCACUUUCUUCCCACAGAAGGAUCCACUCAGGAGAGAAACCUUUUAAGUGCAUGGAGUGUGGAAAGAGUUUUACUUCCAGUAGUCACCUCACUUACCAUAAUGGAAUCCACACGGGGGAAAAACCAUAUAAAUGCCCGGAGUGUCGAAAUGCAUUUAGUCACAAUCAGUCACACAGUAUCCGUAGGAGGAUUCACUCAGAGAUGAAACCAAGAAAUGCAUCAGGUGUGGAAAGAGAUUUAUUCAAAAUAUUUCCCUUAUUUUUCCUGUAAAAGGAUUUGCUCACUGGAGAAACCCCAUAAAUGUUUCAAGGUUGUGAAGUACUUUGGCGACUCUUGUUGGCUUAUUCCCAUAAAAUGAUUUAUAUGGUUUCUUCCAAGUAAAUAUGCUGAGUGUGGAAAGUGUUUCUGAAGCAGAGGGAACCUUACUGUCAGCACCUGAUCAUUCGAGCAUUCACACAU